Olea europaea var. sylvestris is the source of this 914-nucleotide messenger RNA. Its product is annotated as auxin-responsive protein IAA29-like. The record is from RefSeq and is a predicted model, not a curated record. Gene Ontology annotation, biological process: regulation of DNA-templated transcription. Lineage: Eukaryota; Viridiplantae; Streptophyta; Magnoliopsida; Lamiales; Oleaceae. Bases 87 to 683 code for a protein of 198 amino acids. Gene Ontology annotation, molecular function: protein binding. The transcript has 3 exons. Gene Ontology annotation, cellular component: nucleus.
CAAAUCCCUUGAAACCCAUUUCUCUGUCUAGACUAGAAGUUCAUUUUAUAUUGAUUUGUGGGUGACUUGUAUUGUUCUUGGAAGACAUGAAGUUGCAACUGAAACUCGCACUUCCGAGCAAUUUAGAUGAAGGGUUCGACCUUAAUUAUCGCAACGAAGAUCAAGAAGAAGAGGAAGAUUGCAGAUUAAUGAAGAAAAAACGAAGUUUUGAUGAAACUUUUGAGGAAAUCAAGAAUGUAGAAAUCCCUCGAACGUUGUCGUUGUUGGAUCAUAUUGAUCUUUGUGAUGAGGAAGAUGGGGUUGUGGGCUGGCCACCAAUUAACUCUUGGAGGAAGAAGAUUUGCCACCACCACCACAACCGCCAUGGCUGCAACGCCACCAUGAACUAUGUGACGGUCGAGAACGGUGGCCGUGGCGGAAGUGGCAGAGGAAGAUCCAAUUACAUGUACGUUAAAGUUAAGAUGGAAGGAGUUGGGAUAGCAAGAAAGGUAGACUUAAGCCAACACCAUUCUUAUCAAACGUUAAUUGACGCCGUGAUGGCCAUGUUUGAUAAUGAAAAAGUGCAGGGCUACAAGCUUACAUAUCAAGAUAAAGAAGGUGAUUGGCUGCUUGCUGGAGAUAUGCCUUGGGGAACUUUUAUCAAGUCGGUGCAGCGUCUAAAAUUGCUAAGGAAUGGCCACUGAUUAAUUAAUUCCAUGGCGGAGAUAAGCUGUUUUUUGCUUUAUUAUUCAAUUAGAACGAUGGAUAUGUUUUUUUUUAUGUUGUUGGAGUCUUAUCCUUGUAUUUCGAGUAGUUAACUCUCUAUUUUUAUGUAGAUUUUUGAUAGCAAGUAAUUUGUACAACUAAGAAUUUAUUCCACUAGAUUGCAACCACCUUGUUUGAGCCCCAUUUUGAGAUGAUAAUGAAUUUUUGAA